Messenger RNA from Dama dama (fallow deer), 6802 nucleotides. RefSeq names its product 1-acylglycerol-3-phosphate O-acyltransferase 3 (gene AGPAT3). Gene Ontology annotation, molecular function: 1-acylglycerol-3-phosphate O-acyltransferase activity. The transcript has 9 exons. The record is from RefSeq and is a predicted model, not a curated record. The coding region runs from base 486 to 1616 and encodes 376 amino acids. Lineage: Eukaryota; Metazoa; Chordata; Mammalia; Artiodactyla; Cervidae. Gene Ontology annotation, cellular component: endomembrane system; endoplasmic reticulum.
CCUGUCUCCUGGCCGAGCCCCGUGACACCACCUGCUUACCGCGGCUCCAGGUUGCAAGCCGCUUACUGGAUUAGUGGGCACCCACAAAGCCCCCGCGGUGGCUGAGGAGAGGCCCAAGUUUUCCAUGCGGCUCCAGUUUGUCUCCGAGUUGGCCACUGAGACCUGCAGGCUGUUGUGGGCAGUGGGACCCAGAAGCCGUGUGCCCUCUUUGCUGGGCAGAUGGUCCCAGUGGCUGCAGCCCGACAGACCCCAGCAGAGCGGUCCUGGCCGUGAUCCCUCCAGUUAUCCUCGGGUCAGAGGCUGACCCACCCCGGCCGCCAGGCUCCUCUCACCAACUCAAGAAGGACCUGAAGAUGCUGGCCAGCUACUCAGCCUGCCUGUUCUGGGGCGUCUGCACCACCCUGCUGGCCGUGGCUCUGGCCUACUACUUCUACUGGACGGCCAUUCUCAGUGAAGGACCCUGCACUCGCUACUGAGCUGUGGCCAUGGGCCUGCUCGCCUUCCUGAAGACCCAGUUCGUCGUGCACCUCCUCAUCGGCUUCGUCUUCGUGGUGAGUGGGCUGGUCAUCAACUCCAUCCAGCUCUGCACGCUGGUCCUCUGGCCCGUGAACAAGCAGCUGUACCGCCGGCUGAACUGCCGCCUCGCCUACUCGCUCUGGAGCCAGCUGGUGAUGCUGCUGGAGUGGUGGUCGUGCACGGAGUGCACCCUGUUCACCGACCAGGCCACGGUGGACAGCUUUGGGAAGGAGCAUGUAGUCAUCAUCCUCAACCACAACUUUGAAAUCGACUUCCUCUGUGGGUGGACCAUGUGCGAACGCUUCGGCGUGCUGGGGAGUUCCAAAGUCCUGGCAAAAAGGGAGCUGCUCUACGUGCCCCUCAUCGGCUGGACGUGGUACUUCCUGGAGAUUGUGUUCUGCAAACGGAAGUGGGAGGAAGACCGGGACACCGUCAUCAAAGGCCUGAAGUCCUUGGCCGACUACCCCGAAUACAUGUGGUUCCUCCUGUACUGUGAGGGCACGCGCUUCACGGAGAAGAAGCACCGCGUCAGCAUGGAGGUGGCCGCCUCCAAGGGGCUGCCCGUCCUCAAGUACCACCUGCUGCCUCGGACCAAGGGCUUCACCACCGCGGUCCAGUGCCUCCGCGGGACAGUCGCAGCUGUGUAUGACGUCACGCUGAAUUUCCGAGGAAACAAGAACCCGUCUUUGCUGGGGAUCCUCUACGGGAAGAAGUACGAGGCGGACAUGUGCGUCAGGAGAUUUCCUCUGGAAGAGAUCCCGAUGGAUGAGAAGGGAGCAGCUCAGUGGCUUCAUAAACUGUACCAGGAGAAGGAUGCGCUGCAGGAGACAUAUAACCAGAAGGGCGUGUUCCCGGGGCAGCAGUUCAAACCCACCCGCCGGCCAUGGACGCUCCUCAACUUCCUCUUCUGGGCCACGCUCCUCUUAUCUCCUCUCUUCAGUUUUGUCUUGGGCGUCUUUGCCAGUGGAUCCCCACUCCUGAUCCUGACGUUCCUGGGGUUUGUCGGGGCAGCUUCCUUUGGAGUCCGCCGACUAAUAGGAGUGACUGAAAUAGAAAAAGGCUCCAGCUAUGGAAACCAAGAAUUUAAGAAAAAGGAAUAAUUAAUGGCUGUGAUUGAACACACAUAACCUGACGGUGGUAUCCAAUUAACUCAAUUAAAAACAGAACAACACACCUAGUGCGGGGGAAAAAGACACUUAGAAACUAUUUUUCUUAUUAACUGGUGACUAAUAUUGACCAAUAAAACUUGAGCCAAGAGUAAAGCGGUCAGCAGACCUGCAGAUGGAGACGCCAGCCUCGCCCCUGCGCAGGAGAGCCGGGCUGGGUGCCUGCGGUGGAGGGCGGCCGCUCCCGCCCCCGGAAUAUGGGGGCGUACCCGGCCCGAGGGAGGCUUUGGAAACGUUCUCUUCUCGCGCUUAGAUCCCGUUUUCGGUUUUUAUCAAUUUUCUUGGGAAUUUCCCCUGCCCCUCGCCACGUCCCCUGCACCCACUGCGGACGCUCUACCCUGCUCCCGCUGAGAACUGUGUGCCUGGGUUCCCAGGCCCCCAGAGCACCUACUGGCCGCUACCAACCCGCACCGGGCCUCCGGGCGGGAGGGAACGUGGUCUGGCGAAAAGCACACUGGGCGGGGCUGCGGCGGGACACGCCCCCUCCCCCGGAGCGCCUCCCUAAGCCUGCAUGCUGACACCUCGAAUCCGUUUUAAAGCGAGUGGAGCCAGAGAAAACGCGGCGGAAGGUCGAAUUCUGCCCAUGCCCGGAGCUUAGCUCCUCUGUCCCCCUCGCUCCUGGCGGACAGCGGCCUUUCAUCCCGCCGGGGGCAGGGCUGCAGGGGGCCGGCCCCCCAGCCCCAGCAGGGCCGGUGCGCCAGGGGCGCUAUGCGCUAGGGAGACCUCUGCCGCAGGGCUGGCAGAUGCUUUGAAAAGGUGGUGUCACCAUUACCCUGUCUUCUAAAGGUGGUUGGAGGCUGUUAAUAUGGAGCUGUUCAGAGGUUUUGUUUUCACAGUUGACCUGAUGGAAGCCAGAGGUGGGGAGCCUUCCCCACUCCGCCACCUCCCUUCCAAGCAGUGCGUGCGUCCUGGAGGAUGCUGGCCUCUGGGGGAGGCAGCGGAGUCCCUAGUGUCCAGGCAGCAUCUCCUCCAGCCUGCAGCCACGGGGAGGUGUUUCGUGCACUCUCAGGCCUCUUGGCCUGGCCGGGCUGGAAGCCUUGGGGUUGCCCGGCAGAGUGGACCUGGGCCGCCGCUCCAGCUCCGCCACGUCAUUCGGCCACAAGCUUGCAUCCGACUAUCUUCUUAAACUUUCAACUUGCUUUUUUAAAGUCACACUCCCCUCAUCUUUUUUAGCAAGGGAAAGAAAAAUAAUGGGUGUUAUCUCUGCUGUCCUGUAACCAGCAUUCAGAAUAGAGGCAGGUUGAAUUUUCUGGGGGGGGGGGGGGGGGGGGGGAUGAAAGAAAGAGGAAUGAGCAAAAUUAUAAACCAAAUUGGAAAAAAUAAUUAUGCAUUGGCCCUAAGUCUGAAUUUUGGGGAGACCUGUGGAAACAGCAGAUUGCCUUUACAGUGACACUACUAAAUUCUGCAUUGGUGACCUUGGUGAUGGCCCCAAGGUCGCAGGGACAGGACCCGCAGCUCUGCUCAUUCGCAGUGACUGUAAAGGCACGCACGUCCUCUCGAGGCUGGGCGCUGAGACUGUGUGGAGGCCAGCUGCCCUCUGCCACAAAGCUCGCCUCCCGCUUCCCUGCAGGCGUGGAGCCUGGUACGCAGUAGGGCCGCUUCCACUGGGGUGAGCGGCUCCCUUACAUCUUGUUUUUCUUCACACAACAUGCUGCUCACCUGUGUGUGUGUGUGUUUGUGUGUGUGUCAUUUGCUAAUCCACUCAUCCCUGAAGAGCUUAAAGGAAGGUUGAAGGGCACUAUUGUGAAGAUACAUUACCUGGAAAGUGCAAAUUUAGAUCUUUCACCAUUUAAUUAAUAGCUCUUGCUUCCCAGCUAAGUUCCCUCCCCUUGAAAUUGAUACACAAUAUGUAAAUUCUAUACUGAGUCAGUAACCAGCUGUGAAGACUCCUGGGUGAAUGGAGAUUGAGACCACAUGUAGGUUUUAAAUCUCAGUGACUUCUUUCUGAUUUAACGAAGAUUAGCUUGUGCAUUUGAAUACCAAGCCCUUUGAGAGCAAUAAAAAUUACACCGUAAAUGUUUGCUUUUUUUUUUUUUCCUUUUUUGGAGGGGUGGAUCCUGCUUUUCAUCCACUUCAGAGGGAAAAGGGGGAGGUUCCUUUAGUUUUUUUAAAUUAAUAAAUCUCAGAACAGUGCUUUUCUUAUUUCUUUUCCUUUACCCCCUUUGUUACUGAUGUUGUCAUUGUCCAAAAUCAGUCUGAAUGUUGGGACAGUCCUCCUGGUCACCACCAGAGAGGGUGCACUCUAGAUUCAACACACUAGGCCCCAGGUCGGGCCGAGCAGGAGCAGGAAUCCAUGGUGUUGGCUGACCACUCUGCCAGGGGAGGGGUUUGCUGAGCCUCUCUGCAGGGAAGGGGUCUGCUAAGCCUCUGGGGGUGUAGUUUUGUUGCUGCAGCAGCUUCCAGAGCCAGCCCCACUCCCACUGGAGAUACAAAAGGCAGCAGCUUCAGGCCUUGGGUCCCUCCCACAGGUGCCGGAUGAAGGGUGAGUCCUGAGUCCAGGCUGCUGGAUGGUGUAUUUCUCAGCUCAGGCCCCGGUGCUGUAUGUUCUGUCGCUGACACACGUGUGCUGGUGCUGCCUGGCAAGUAGAGUCUGGGUCCUGGGCCCUCCUUUCGUGUCCAACAGUCCCUCUGCAGGGUUCCAGGGGCUUCUAGGGUGCCUGCGCCAGUGUGGCCCUGUGACAGCCCUGGAACAGGUGAGCAGACGCCAGGGAAAGGCUUACCUGCUCAGGGGAGACCACUGACAGGGUUUUUAACCCCAAAGAAGUGACCCUGGUCAUCGGCUCCUUGGUGACAGCGUGCUGGAUGCACAGCCCUGUCUGAGCCACAGCCCCCCCACCCCCACCCCGAGAAGCAGAGUCAGAUUGAAGAGAUGGUCUCUGUAUGAACUGCUCAGUAAUGACUUGGAUCAGUGACAUGAGUAGUACUUGCCUGUAAAGGUGACGCAGGCAUGUCUGCCUGCCGGGGCCGUCUGGAAUCUCCGCCUUGUUCGCCCGGUCACCCCCCACCCCUGUGCGCACCAUGGCACAAGCUCUUUCUCACUCUAACUCAGUUGCUGAGCACUGACGUCCACCUCCAGAAGCGUGGUGCAUGCAGUUAUGUGCAGGUCAGGAGCUGUCUCCAAGUGGUCCACACCCAUGUGACCCCUGUUCGUGUCAGAUUUGAAGUGAAGAACAAGUCCCUCUCUGCAUGUUGCUUUGUCUCUGCCUGAGAUACCUAGAGACAAGCCACAUAAAUCUUCGGAGCCCGACCGAUUUUCAGCCGAGCUGACUGACCCUUGUGUGAUGUGUGCUGUGAAUUUCUCACCACAGCUGCAUGCAACCCUGGCACGCAACAUGGCAGGCAGUGGCGCCAUGCGGUUUCCAACCCCUGGCAGUGUAACCAGGCUUAGGGGUUAAAACUGUCAGCCCAAUGUGCCCACCUGCUUCCCUCUGAAGACGGCAUGUCCCCCCUCCACGUGCCUGCCCCUCUCUAGCAAGUUAGCUCCCAGGCAAAGGCAAGCCUCUCCCCAGUGCCGUUGGGGCCAGCCACAGCCCUGACACCCCCAGACGUCCUGGGUCGUGAGUGGUGCUGCAGGCAGGCAGACUUUCCUGUGGGUUCCGCAUCCUUGCAUGUCAGGGCCAGGACACAAAUACACUGGAACCUUUUUUGGGUAGGUGAUGUCACACUGCAUUCUGCUUGAUGCAGGGGUGGACAUGCAUGAAUUGAGUUCACCCCCAGCACUGGCCACGAGCUGACUCAGUGCAAUGGAGGUAUUCCCACAAAUGCCGGGGAAGGAAAUAAGAGCCCUCGGGGGAACCCAGGAACUCAGGGCAGUUGACUCCAGUCAGGCUGGCGGCAGCCACACCCUCCUUUCAAAGACAAUUGAAUUGCUUUAAAAUUUGAAGCUUUGUGCUGACAAGUUUACUUGGAGUUUUCUUUUCCUAUAAACUUUUCAGUUUCUUAACUUUUUGUUUGCAAAUUAUUUUGGACAGAAGUUGAACUGUGAAUGAGAUACUGAAAUGCACUAAAUUGUAUUAAACUGGAGUUACUUGAUGCCAUGAAGAAAUGCAUCUGAUCUACUCGUAUUUAUUGUCUCAGAAUUGUAUGUGGUGACAAUCAAAUGUUCCUUGCCUACAUACCAGGAAAUUCAACUGGCUUCUGAAUCAUCACGAUCGUCAGCAAGUACUGUUAACUGUAAAUGAAAAUUUCUCUCUUUGGAAAACAACACAAACCAUCGACCGAAAUGUGUGGGACAAAUGUCGGCGUUCUUUUUUUCCAUUAUUGAUCCUCUGCCGUACCUGACCGCUGGCCAGCUUCAAAGGGUGAUAAAUUGUAUACAGGGUGCAAAUGUAUUAUAUGGAUGCUUCCUUUUGUACACUUCGUUUUUACAAUUUUGCUACAGCUUUGUGUAGUGGAGGAGAGCGGUAUUUUUGGUCUCUGGGAGCCUGUUGGGGGUGGGGGGUGGGGGUGGGAGCUAACUUGGACUCUAACCGCCUGUAUCCUGCGAAAACUGGCUGCACUUGCCGUGUGCUGGAAAGGUCGCUUUGUACUCGGGUGUGCUCCAGCCUGCCUGAGUGGCGGUAUUUUCUAGAUAGGAUGCUGUGGGCGUCAUGCUUGUUUAUUAAAACUGCUGCUGUGAAAGAGAGGGAUAAAAUAUCCACACUAUGAGACCGUGACUGCCUGCCUCCUCCUGGCCCUGUGCUGCUGGCCCGUGGAGGGUUUUCCCGGGCACUUCCUGGCCCUUGGGUUCCCCGCCUUGCAGGUGCCCUGAGGCUUGGACUGUUUCUCCAGACCGUCCUGUGAUGACACUCUCUGAGCCUCCCCAUCUCGUGAAAGUUGCUUUCGGAAGGGAACUCAAGCAGAGCGACGGUCAGGCGAAAGCAAGGCAGAAAGAUCAGCUGGUGCCUAAAGCAUGCUCACUGACCCCUCUGCCUAAAAACCAGUCUGAAAAGCCAUCUAGGACAAAAGGGUUUCCAAAGUAGGCAUGUAUAUAUCAAAAACUAUUUUUUUGUAAAAGCAAAUUCACUCUGUGGAGAAAACCCAGGAACCCUUCUUUAUAAAGAAAAAAACUCUUGUCAGAACCAAGAGCUAUUCCAGGGUCUGAUUUGUCUGUCUUGUGAAAAUAAAUCGAGCUAAAAGAC